UUAGUUCAGUUGUCCACCGUUCGCGGCAAGUUGCUGCCCACAUUUUCUGUCAUUCCUGGAAAAAUACACAGGAUUGCAAGCAGUUUGAUUUUGUGAACUGACACUUACCCAGGGAUUUGUGUUUUUUCCUGACGUUUGACAGAACUUCUCCAUGUUUUCCGCUGGUACAGACGAGUUUGUUCACGAUCAAGAUGAUGAACAAUACUAUGAUUUUAUUAGUGGUGCAGCAGGCAUGUUGGCCAUUGCAGGGAUUGGAGUUGCUGCUGCUUCGGCUUAUUACUUGGCCAAGAAACCUGCUCCAAUACAGCCGCCGUUCAAUUUGGACAAUCAAACGAUGGUUGAGGGCCCGGACUUGAUCCACUAUUCCAGAUUUUCACCACAUGGAAAUGAAAUGAAAUUCAUGCGAUAUCUGUACGACGACACCCGGACUCUCUACGACGUAAUGCCUCGUGGAUCACGCAUUUCAAAUAAUGGACCUUGUUUGGGUUGGAGAGCUGAUCCCUCGUCAAAGUAUCAAUGGAUAAGUUAUCAAGAAACUAUGUUGCGUGCACAAAAUUUUGGUUCUGGUCUAGUGGCUCUUGGCUUGAAGCCUGGAUCCGACACUCUAGUCGGCGUCUAUAGCCAAAACAAUCCCGAAUGGGUGUUGAGCGAAUAUGCCCUCUACACCUACUCCAUGGUCGUUGUGCCACUUUACGAUACUCUGGGACCUGAUGCUUGUCAGUUCAUUAUCAAUCAAGCCGAGAUGUCACUCGUUAUUUGUGAGAACGAUGAAAAGUGUAGGUCCUUACUAAAAGACAUACCUGCCUGUCUUAAACAUUUGGUUCACAUUAAACCACUUUCUAACGAAACAAUUGAAUUGGCCAAACGAAACGGUAUCAACAUAUUAAGUUUCCACGACGUCGAAAUGUUGGGCAACGAAUAUAAAUUCAAGCCAGUGCCACCUAGACCCGAGGACUUGGCCAUCAUUUGCUACACGUCUGGAACGACCGGGCACCCCAAGGGUGUCAUGCUCACUCACGAGAACGUGAUUGCCGACGCCAGUGCUAUAUUACUACAUAUGGGAGAUACGAAGCCCAACAGCUCGGACGUGAUGAUUUCGUUCCUUCCCUUGGCCCACAUGCUGGAACGCAUAUCCCAUUUAGUCCUCUAUAUAGGUGGAGGUGGUAUUGGUUUCUUUGGCGGUGACAUCCGGAAUUUGAUGGACGACAUGCAGGCUCUUAAGCCCACCAUCACGCCAGCUGUUCCACGUUUAUUCAAUCGCAUUUACGAUAAAGUUCAAUCUGGUUUGAGCAACUCGAAAGUUAAGCGUUUGCUUUUUAACGCUGCUCUCAGUUCGAAAGAGAGAGAUCUGCGACGUGGUAUCAUCCAGAGGAACACCAUCUGGGACAAACUCAUCUUCAAAAAAGUUCAAGAUGGAAUGGGAGGACGGAUCAGGUUAAUUGUAGUGGGUUCAGCUCCUUUGGCUGGAGCUGUUAUGAACUUUAUGCGAUGCGCACUAGGAUGCGUCAUUGUCGAAAGUUACGGACUUACGGAAUGUGCUGCCCCCACGACUUUAACUGUUAAUGGGGAUUAUACUCCGGAACAUGUUGGUACACCGAUUCCUUGCUGUGCUAUUAAAUUAAUUGACGUACCCGACAUGAAUUAUUAUGCUGCUAGUGGCCGUGGUGAGAUUUGUGUCAAAGGCACUAAUGUCUUCAAAGGCUAUUUCAAAGACCCUGAGAAGACAAAAGAGACCUUGGACAAUGAUGGCUGGUUGCACACGGGGGACAUCGGCACCUUUUUAGAUAACGGAACGUUGAAGAUCAUCGAUCGAAGGAAACACAUCUUCAAAAUGUCGCAAGGUGAAUACAUUGCCCCGGAGAAGAUUGAGAGUAUUUACAUCAAAAGCCAAUAUGUUGCGCAAGUUUUCGUGCACGGUGAAAGCCUCAAGUCAUGCACAGUCGGAGUCGUUGUACCAGAUGAAGAGAGCGUCAGGCACUAUGCAAAUCAGCAUGGUAUUUUUGGUAGCCUUUCGGCUCUCUGUAACGUACCCGAAAUGAAGCAGCUUAUACUGAAUGAUUUAACUGAUUUGGGGAAAAAGGGGGGCCUGAAAUCCUUCGAACAGGUAAAAGAUAUCUACUUGCAUCCAGAUCUCUUUACGGUAGAGAAUGGUUUGUUAACACCGGUACUCAAGUCUAAACGCCCGGAACUUCGCACAUAUUUCCGAGAUCAACUUGUGGAUAUGUACCGUAAAUUUGACUGAAAAGAUUCCUGCUGCUAAUACCACCGUUCUCCAGUGAUAUACGUACGUCAGGCAACUUCAUGAUCUGGCCGCAAUAAUUCAAAUAAUAAUCUUACUUAUUGUGCCACCUCCUCAACAGAAAAUUAUUAUACACAUCAUGGGUAAUAAACAAAAAGGAUUACAUAAAAUGCAUGGUAAUCCAGGCAA
This is a messenger RNA of Daphnia carinata, 2428 nucleotides long. RefSeq names its product long-chain-fatty-acid--CoA ligase 5-like. Gene Ontology annotation, biological process: long-chain fatty acid metabolic process. The transcript has 9 exons. Bases 152 to 2242 code for a protein of 696 amino acids. The record is from RefSeq and is a predicted model, not a curated record. Gene Ontology annotation, cellular component: endoplasmic reticulum; membrane. Gene Ontology annotation, molecular function: long-chain fatty acid-CoA ligase activity. Lineage: Eukaryota; Metazoa; Arthropoda; Branchiopoda; Diplostraca; Daphniidae.